CUCUAUAAAUAUAGAUUUUGACCAGCACAGAAAAUGGAAGAAGGAAUUUAUGCAGGAACAGGUACACGAGUGGGGUCGAAGAAGAGACCGAGUGACCAGGAGAAGGGACUGGAAGCCAUGGAGGCAGAUUGGGGUGCAGAGAGUGGUGUCCAGGAAGGGAGGAAGAAGGGGCGGAAUGGGAGUUGAGGUGUGAAAGAGACUAGGGGGUAUGGUCAAACUUCUAAGGCGAGUAUUCCGACGAAGUAUCAGCAUGUGCUGUUUUUAAAAGAGAAAUUAAAGGGGUUUAACUCAAGUAGUGAUAAGCAUUCGUUUAAAUAAACUUUUGAAAAGGAGAUUUAAUAGAGAGCCUGGUCCUGCGACUUAUAAAAUUCGAUCCCCCAAAUCAAAAUUUAGCAGGAGAGGAUAUACUAAUGGGUUUGCCUCUCACAAUGAAAGGUAUCAGUCAGAAGAGCAAUCUCCUGGACCUGGAGAUUACGAGACUACUAAACCUAAAUAAAUCGAUAUGAAAAGUCAGUUACAAGAGUAGUUCUCCAAACAUAAAAGCUCUUGAAGGGAAGAAUCCGUUAAAUUAUGUUCUACCCCUCACUGUUAAUUUGUACUUUAAGAAGAAUAAUCCUGGACCUGGAGAAUACUCACCUAAGAAAGAAAUGGCAGAGCAGAUAAAGAAUGAGUAUAAAAGUGUCUUCAAUUCUAAAUCACAAAGAAGACUCUUCUCUCGUGAUGAUGACUAUAAUUUUCUAAAAUAUUCCUACAACCAUCAGACCAUACAAGAAGAUGCAAGAAAGAUGACAAAACUGAAAUAAGAGAGUUCAAGUCAGAAUACCUAAUAAAACAAUUGGAGAUACUUUAGAAGAAAUUAAAUAUCGGUAUGAAUGCUUGCUUAUAGCCUUUAGAACCAAGGGAGCUCUGAGCCAGGACUUUACCCAAAGUACAGAGGAUAUUAGAAACCCAUCGUACACUUCUUUAGAUGCACCAGCCUAUCAAGGAGAUAUCAGCCAUAAUCUGAAUAAAUAAAAGAGAUAUCUACACUUCAAACUUUGCUCUUCAGAACACAGAUAGAUUUGGUGCGCCAAUUUUCAAUAAACAGAGAGCCUUUAAGAUCCCUGGGCCUGGAAGAUACAAGUCAAAUAAAGCAUCCAAGAUUAAGGGCGGCAUUAUAGGAAGUCAGAAGAAGAAGAUGUUUAAUGAGAUCAUCAACAAAGUUCCAGGGCCUUGAUUUUACUCGGUCAAGAAAGACUCUAAGAAGGCAUCCUUCUUAUUUAACAGAGACCAAAAGUGGAUUUCUUAAAGCCUAGCAUUCAUUUUCUUCUUGAAUAUUAAGCUCUAAUAAACCUUCCUUUGAUAAGUUGUCAUUUAUUCAUGAAAUUC
This is a messenger RNA of Moneuplotes crassus, 1368 nucleotides long. Lineage: Eukaryota; Ciliophora; Spirotrichea; Euplotida; Euplotidae. The record is from the annotation of a GenBank genome assembly.